UGGGAUUGGAGCUCCUGUGGAUGUGGGGUGGGGAGGAGGCUCUUGUAAAGACUGGGAUAUUGUUCGAGCUGCAGCACACACUCGCAGCUCACUCCGCACUGGGUUAUUUCAAGUUGGAGUGAAAGGGAAUGGAUGUGACGUGACUGAGCUUGGCUGGAUAUCAAGUUGUUCAUCAUUCAGUGGGACCUUUGUUGCGAUGAGGCUUCUUUGGAGACCUGACUCAGACUGAAGCUUUGGAAUCAGAGCGCAAAACAAUGGACGAAUCCAUUCUGCUGGACCUGCUGGAGUGUCCUGUGUGCUUAGAGCGGCUGGAUGCCACUGCCAAAGUGUUGCCAUGCCAGCACACCUUCUGCCGGCGGUGCCUGCAGGGCAUCUUAAACUCCAGGAGCGAACUGCGCUGCCCAGAGUGCCGAACCCUGGUGGACUGUGGCGUUGACGAACUCCCCACCAACAUCUUGCUGGUCCGGCUACUGGACGGUAUCAAACACCGGCCGAGGAGACCCGGCGGUGGUGUCAACGGCAACAACAACGUCAAUGGCACUGCCAGAGUCCAAAACAACGGAGCCAUUACUGUUCCCAACUCUGGCACCACGUUGCGGGAUCUUCAGAGCAUUCACCGAGUGCAGGCACGUAGCCCCCCAGUCAGGGGUAUACCUCAACUGCCAUGUGCUAAAGCAUUGUACAACUAUGAAGGAAAAGAGCCCGGUGAUCUCAAGUUCAAUAAGGGUGACGUCAUUAUCCUGCGAAGACAAGUAGAUGAAAACUGGUACCAUGGGGAAGUCAAUGGUGUCCAUGGCUUUUUCCCCACCAACUUUGUUCAGAUUAUUAAACCUUUACCUCAGCCUCCUCCACAGUGCAAAGCACUUUAUGACUUUGAAGUAAAAGACAAGGAAGCAGAUAAAGACUGCUUGCCGUUCUCAAAGGAUGAUAUCUUGACAGUGAUACGCCGAGUAGAUGAAAAUUGGGCUGAAGGAGUGUUGGGAGACAAGAUAGGAAUAUUCCCAAUUUCCUAUGUUGAGUUCAACUCAACAGCCAAACAUCUGAUACAGCUGGACAAGCCUUCAACUUCCAAUUCUGGAAGUGGCGAUUCAGGAGAAGGUAGCAGCAGUAACUCAGGGGCUGUACACAACAAUUCUGCCCAGAAACCCUUGGACAUCACAAAGAAGAACACCAAAAAACGGCACUCAUUCACCUCACUAACCAUGUCUAACAAAGCGUCUCAGUCAUCUCAAAACCGCCACUCCAUGGAGAUCAGCCCUCCUGUCCUGAUAAGCUCCAGUAACCCGACAGCUGCUGCUCGCAUCACUGAAUUGGGUGGACUCUCCUGCAGCGCUCCUUCUCAGGUCCACAUUAGUACUACCGGUUUAAUAGUGACACCACCUCCCAGCAGUCCUGUGAAUACAGUAGCUCCCUGUGCCUUCCCUCUGGAGGGUACCUACUCUGCUCCUGGGGAGAAUUACCCACCGCUGCCUCCACCACCUUCGAAUGCUGUCGUAACCACCUCGGCAUCUAGUGCUCCACGGCCAACAUUGGCACCAGCAGACCAGGUGGCACAUUCAAGGCCUCAAGCGCGGCCAAAUAUGUAUGUUGCUUUAUAUCCGUACACUCCCCGAAAAGAGGAUGAGCUUGAAUUGCGAAAGGGAGAGAUAUUUCUUGUGCUUGAACGCUGCCAAGAUGGAUGGUUCAAGGGAACAUCUAUGCAUACUGGCAAAAUUGGUGUUUUUCCUGGGAACUAUAUGGCUCCUGUAACAAGGGCUCCAGCUGCAGCAGGGCAGUCUAAGUUGCCUGUAGUGGUGACGGCACAAGUUGGCCGAGGAGUGACCACAGUGGUGCCCGUGCCAGCGGUGACACCCCAGCCCAAAGCUCCCAGUAACGGCCUGGAUUUGAGCAGACCAGUCAGCCCGACGCCGCCAGUCCCCACCGCAGUCAUAUCAGGGGCACACGUACAGGCUACCAACCCACAGGCCAAGGUUCUGAUGCACAUGACGGGUCAGAUGACAGUUAACCAAGCUCGUAAUGCUGUUCGGACGGCUGCUGUCCAGGGCCAGGAGAGACCGACUGCAGCAGUGACUCCAAUCCAGGCUCACAGCCCAGCUUCCCCCAGCCCUGCCACGACAGCGGCUCCACAGCAGGUCGUCACUCCUUUCACCGUUGUCGCUGCUCCCACAGCAACGAGGCCCACUGUCGCUCUGACCUCGGCAACUGCUGCUAUAACCCCUCCAAACAUCAGUGCCACCGCUCUGGAGGGGGAGUCGUUGGGCAUAGCCAUCCCAUCUGCAACAGCCUCAGCUGCUAAUAAAUUUGACAAGGAGAGCAGAGAGAAGAAGGAGAAGAAAGGUUUCCUGAAACUCCUGUCAGGUGCGUCUACCAAGCGCAAGUCUCGGCCAUCACCCCCAUCUUCGCCCACUUUAGAAUCCGAACAGGCGGCUUCAGAGACAUUGCUCCAGGGGGCUGUGGGUCCAGAAGUCCCUUCAAGUAUCAGCCACGGCAGAGCCGGAUCCUGCCCCGUGGACACAGAGGCCCAAGGAACAGCACUGGAAACACUCCAUCGAAAAACAGCUUCUUUAGAUUCUGGCGUUCCAAUCGCUCCUCCUCCCAGGCAACCGUGUUCAUCCAUGGCUUCAGUUCAACUGGAAUCCAAAUCCGUACCAUGUGAAAGGUACAGAGUUGUCGUAUCCUAUCCUCCGCAGAGCGAGGCUGAGCUGGAACUAAAAGAUGGUGACAUUGUAUUUGUGCACAAGAAACGAGAGGACGGCUGGUUCAAGGGUACCCUGCAGCGCAAUGGCAAAACUGGCCUGUUCCCUGGCAGUUUCGUCGAGAGCAUCUGAGGACCCUUUCAUAAAGCACGUGCACACGAUUCUCAACAGAGAGGUUUAUAAAGCACACACAACAAUCUCAAGCACCGGCUAUUGUGCAGAGUAGCCCUAACAACAGCUGAAAUGGAGGUUUAAGAUAGCAAAAGGCAACAGCUGUUUGGAUUUAUGUUUCUUCUUGUUUGUUGAGUUUCCAGAGGUACAGCAGCAGCUCAGUGAUGUUCACCGGUGACACGACUCCUCGCGUGUACAGUUUGUGUGAUUAUUUAUGAUUCACUCUGUGCCUUUCACUGUCAUUUGGUCUGUCAUCAGCUAAUCUUCAUCCUCCUCACUGAAUCACAAACACCUGAGCUACUCUCUGGCACCUAAAUGAGAUCAACUGUUUACAAAGAGGCUAUAAUUAAGAGAAAACUUUGUAACUUAUUGGAUUAGAGUUUUUUUUAAGUCCUUGAUUCUUCAUGUAAAGUAAAAGUUCUAUAAUGUCAAAUGUUGAAAAUUGUAUAAUUUAUAAGUGUUAUUAUAUGAGAGGGGAAGCUGGAUUGUCUCCUCAUAAUUCAGUUCGACAUGGUACCUCUUCGUACACAGCCCUUUUAACUCCAUUACUGAUUGCUGGUUUAGUGAACUUAUAGAAAAUUGUUAUCGAGGACUUGAGCACGGAGUUGUAAUUUUGUACGAUGGUUCUGCGUGUUGCAGCCAGUGUAGGUAUGUUAUGGUGUUGACCUGUACUGUCUAUUGCAGUGGUUUGGGAGCUCAGUUCGUAGUUUUGUGUGGAGGGGCCCCCGUGGAAGACAUGGCAUUAAGGCAACCUCGAGAAAGAAGCUGUGAAGUGGUAAUAUAAAACUGGAAAGCCGUUUGUGAAUGAGAGGAAGUCUCCACUCUGUAAUCAUCUGUUCUCAAUUCCUCUUACCAUUCAUUUUAUUGUGAUCAAGGCCUGAACUUGUAGCUUGCACAGAGGAAGUGAAUGAGAUAGCCAAGUAUGAUUCGCAAAGCACUGGCAGGGGGUCCUUGUGACAACCUGGUUAGUCCAUGUGACAAUUUAAAAAUUGAUUUUUGACUUGAGUGUAGAAGACCAAGAGUCUGCUCUCCCUUGUUCAUACAGUGGUUCAAACUGUGCAUGCAAGCCUUUCUUCCAAGUUAAAAAUCACACAACACUAGGUUUAUUUGGAAACACUAACUUUCGGAGGGCUGCUCCUUCAUCCGGUGGUGGUGGAAGUUAAGGUCAUGCUCACAGAAUUUAUAGCCAAAGGAGUCCAGUGUCAUGAAGAUGUGAUAUAGUAAACAAUCUGAGAUUAAAACUUUUAUCUUUUUAUAAUGAGA
Chiloscyllium plagiosum (whitespotted bambooshark) is the source of this 4130-nucleotide messenger RNA. It is a transcript of the gene sh3rf1, whose product is annotated as SH3 domain containing ring finger 1. The record is from RefSeq and is a predicted model, not a curated record. Lineage: Eukaryota; Metazoa; Chordata; Chondrichthyes; Orectolobiformes; Hemiscylliidae. Gene Ontology annotation, molecular function: protein binding.